AUUAUUUUCAACCCAUUCUAAUCGUUGUUUAAUUGGCUCAUAUAGUCGCUGUACAACGAGGCUAUCUACAUUUGGUAGGAAAAUAUAGUUUAGUUUUCCAUAUAUUUUGGAAACAAGUGGUAAUCUCUAGCCUUUUCAGUAUAUAGUGGUAAUGUACUUGAUAGUGAUUUAUUGGGUUGUUUUCGAAACUCUGUAGUAAUGGUUUUGUGAGCGAGUAUUAAAAUCUAGAAAAUUUUCACUCGUUGCAAUUAUACUUGCCACAAAUUUUGCGAGUGACGUACCAAUACGAAACAAGAACCCCCAGAGAAAAUUAAUCUACCUAUUUAAUAAAAAGAGUAUAUUUGUAGUACGAGGUUGUGUUUAUAAUAUUUCAUCAUAUUGUGUGUUUUGAAGACCUCGGAGGGUUUAAUUUAAAAACUGCAUUUUGACACGAGGAGCUGGCUACAACAACAACAACAACGAGGAGCUGGAAAAGCCUAUAUAAAUACAAUUGUAAUAAAAGAUCAGGAAUAUUUGGGGUUUCAUAAUUAUCGCGGAAAGGCAAGUUUUAGAUAUGCUUAUAAAGAACCAGGAGUCCCUUAAAAGUUGGUUGGUGGUAGUACUGGAGCCUCUAUGUGAUGCAGACUCAUCUGCGCUAGCUCGUUACGUGUUAGCGCUGUUGAAGAAGGACAAACCCGAAAAGGAAUUAAAAAAAUUGAUGAUAGAACAAUUGGAUGUGUUCUUAGCUGAAGAGACAAAACCGUUUGUUGAACGGUUAUUCGAAGCUAUAAGCACGGAUGAUUAUUUUAGCAACGUUAUACUUCCUGCCACACAAAUAAAUGAAGAUUCUUUUACUGCAAAAGCCGGAGUUCCGGAAAACAAUGACGACACGAAGGAAGAUUUGGAUCAAGAAAUAGAAAAUCAUGCAAAUACCCAAGAUAAACUGCCGGAUACCGUUUGUGAUGAAAAGGAUCACACACCAACAAAGGAUGAUAAUAAUACCAAAGAAUUGCUAAACAACAGUAGUUUCGAAAACAAUAAAUCGGAUACGGCAGACCGCAUUGAGCCUUAUACUGCCACAGUUAAGUUAGAGACUAAUGUCGGUUCGAUAACGCAUCAUACAUACACCGGCGGUAACAGUCACCAUGUACGUAGUGCAAGUCCUCCAUUAAAGGCCAAUGCUGAUAAGGAGAAUCAACCACGUGAGAGUCGAAGACGACGCGCUUCACUUAGAUCACGUUCGCGGUCACGCUCACGAUCACGAUCUAAUGAUAGGAUAUCUCGUCGUUCCCGCUCUCGUGACCGCCGAAUAAACGAACGGGAAAAAAUGCAACGCCAAUUUCGUAAUAAAUCUCCGCCCAUGACUGAUUUAAGGCAUGUGGGUUACCAUGACAGGCGUCGGGGCGGUGGUGGAGGUGGUAGUGACCGCAGGCGAAUUGGAAAUGCUAGUAAUACGACUAACUCAGGCGAACGAUCACCUCGAUUUGUCGGCAGCGCUGGAGAAGAAGGCGGCCGUAAAAAUCGGCAAAAUCGCUCGAAUUCAAGAAGUCGAUCGCCAUCUGCAGAACGUGGAGGUAGAAGUAAAGUAUCUCCAAAUAUUUCGCGAAAUGUUCGCGGCUCUCCAGAUCGUCACAAUCACCACGCGCAUGGACAACUUGAUUCGGAAAAGAGACAAAGAUGUCGUGAUUUUGAUGAAAAGGGAUAUUGUGUUAGGGGAGAGACAUGCCCUUGGGACCAUGGGAUUAAUCCCGUGGUAUUUGAAGACAUAAAUAAUUCUGCGUUAAUAGGUAUGUCACUUCCAGAAUACAAUCCAGAUGUACCCGAUUUGUGGGUGAGAUCCACGACUGGAGCAGUGGUCGGAGUUUCUCCAAAUACGCUAAUGACAAGUGGAUCAGUUAUAGGUGGUGUUGGUGCCACUGGGAUAAAUCCCUUCACCGGUGUUGCGAGGGGGGCAGGAAUAUUACCCGUAGCAGGAGUUUCUGAUUCUGUAACCUUUCCUCAAGUUGGCUCUGGGGCGGAUAAACAAACCAACAACAGCCCUGUAGCCGCAGAAUAUACCCGCAAUUCUAACACAGGCGCAGGUUUCAGAGUAGGUACUCCCAUGCUACCUUUUCCUUUCAACACAUCGGCAGUAACAGCUCCUCUUCAACGAGAAUUAAUUCCAAUCCCUGUAGUUGAUGCAAGCAAUACCAAUUCAGGUGCUGAUAUAAGUCAAAUACAGCCAAGAAAACGACGAUUUGAAUUGGAAGAUUCAGUAGCAAUAGCCGAAAGUCCAACAAAACGUAAAAUGCCACUUAACAAUCGUCUUGGACCACGUUUACCAAGUAUUCAAAAUAACUGUUCUCUGGAACUGCGAAAGAUCCCACGCGGUCUAAAUACAAUCGCACAUCUCAAUAAUCAUUUCGCCAAAUUUGGGAAAAUUGUAAAUAUACAAAUAUCCUAUGAUGGUGAUCCAGAAGCGGCUAUUGUGACGUUUUCUGCACACGCAGAAGCAAACGUUGCAUAUCGCAGUACAGAGGCUGUGCUUAAUAACCGCUUUAUAAAAGUGUUUUGGCACAGUCAAGAAGUAGGCUCAUUAAUAAAUGACGUUGCUCCAAUGCCUGUAGGAAAUGCCCGAAAAAAUAGUCAUUAUCAUUUAAAUAAUGUACCUGCGGUACCAAUCCCUACCGCUGACUCAGCAAAAACUGCGAAUGAUAAUGUUUCAAAUCAGAGCACAGGGGCAUCGGGUAAUACAGUGACCACUUCAUCCACGAAUGAUACUUCAAACGUAACAAGCGUGACCACUCCCAUUGCAGCUGCCCAUGUUCCGCCAACAUCUUUACGCUUAAAAAAUAAUGUGCCACGCGGCCCCUCUUUAGGCGCUUCAAAUGCCAUUAUCCGUAGAAAGCAGGAAGAGCAAGCUAAAGCUGUUGUUCAACUUGCCAACGGCCUUCGUAAAAGAAAACAGGAACUUUUGCAGAGUUACGUAAAGCAAAUGAAAUCGGCGUUGGAAAUUGUGGAACGUUGUGAACAAAAUGAUGCCCAACGUACAAAAACACUUGAGACUAUCAAAGUUUUACAAGAAACCAUCGAUAAAUUACGUAAAGAGAUUGCCGCAGAACAAGAACAAAUCCACGCACAAAUGCAAAAUCAACAUCUGGCUCCACUAAAAAAGACUAAAGAGCAACAAAAAAAAGAGUUGCUUGACAUAGAACUCGAGUUGAUUGCUCAACAGCAAGAGGGCAAUGAUACAACAGCCAUACAAAAACGUCUGGAAGAGCUUCAGCGCAGUUUAGGAAUAGUUCCUGGAAGUGGUGCCGCUGGUGUUAUUCCCUCUCACACGCCUCCAACCAGUGACAAAGUGACGCAUUUUCCUCCCAGCCGAGCAAAUCCCCGAACUCGCUCCUCAUUUCCUGAAGGAUCCACGCGCGUUGAUCGCCGACCGAAAGCAAUUGUUGUUACGGGAUUUACGAGUGAAGAGGCCGAUUUUGUGCUUGGUCACUUUAAGCAUUUUGGUGAAAUAACCAAACACGAUAUGGACAAGGAAAUACCACAACUUAUUUUGUCUUAUGCUACCCGGAUAAAUGCAGAGCAAGCUGUCAUGCGUGGGAAACUUUUUAAAGAUAAGCGUUUACAGAUAUCCUGGGCACCGGUCGUAUCUUCAACGGCGGCUAAUCCGGGAGCUUUUAUUACUGAUAAAUCAGCUAAUCAAGAUGCAAAGUCGAAUACUUUGGAACCUAUCAAAUUGGUCACAUCACCCAACACUAGUGAUAAACAUAUUAAUGAUUCGGAAAUUACUGGGGAAACAUUACCUGAACUCCGUCUUGAGGACGAAGAGGAAGAUGAGGAGUCUGAGGAUCGAUCCUGGCGACGCUGAUCGCGGAAAACCGCUGAGUCUAUAGUUUGAUGUUGCUUUAGUGUUUAUAUUAGUUAAAACAGUGUCAUAUGACGACCUCAGCAUAACGGAAAUAAGUAAAUAGAAAAUUUAGCACAUGAUAAUUAAUUUGAAUCUGAAUCAUGGUUAUAACCAAUAUAAUUAAAUUUCUCACAUAAAUUCCGAUUUAUUUAACGCAUAUCGCGGCGCGGCGUCGAAUAUUUGCGAUAUUAUUCUUUACCUUUAAUUAUUUACAGAGAUUCUGUAUCUAGUUGUUUGCAAACACAUAUCCGCUUUGAUACGAGGUAUGUUAACAACAAGAUUCGUUUAGAACUAAAAUGAUAAAUAAAAUUAUAAUCAAGUCAAAGGCAUAAAAGCAAAAAGUCCAUAAAUGUAUAAAAGAGUUUAUGAAUACCGCGGUUACCUAUACGAUUCAUCUACAAUAUAACAAAAUGUAAUACAUAUUCAAGUUGUAGGUAGCGAGUCAUAUUCUUAUAUACAUAUAAUUAUACAUAUAUUUACAGAUUUGAGUAUGCGAUAGUGAUAGGAUUAUAAAAGACCUGCAAUUCUACUCAAUUAAAUUAAUGCUAUCCACCACUCACAGCCGUUGUAUGAAUUAACCUUUGUAUUGUUACUAAAUUCCUUGUAAUUUACUAUUUUUUCAUGCAAUUUGAUUAGUUAAGAGUUUCAUGUUGAAUCAAUCCUAAACAAGCAAUCUUAAAGAACUUUACUGUAACAAAUAAAAAGAUGAUGGCAUCUUUUAUAUACAUACAUAUUAUUAAUAAAUAAAUAAAUAAUGGUAUAGCAUUCGCUAAUAGUUUCACAAA
Molecule: messenger RNA, 4659 nt
Organism: Rhagoletis zephyria (snowberry fruit fly)
Lineage: Eukaryota; Metazoa; Arthropoda; Insecta; Diptera; Tephritidae
Gene: swm
Product: Zinc finger protein swm
Cellular component (GO): nucleus
Molecular function (GO): RNA binding; metal ion binding
Source: RefSeq, a predicted model, not a curated record